AUGAAUCUUCUGAUCAUUGGAGUAGUGCUCUUCGGAGCCACAGUACAUCAAAGUACCGCUCACAACUAUGAAGAACUUCUCGCGAAAUUCAACUACGAAAGAAGAGAAUACGCGAAGGCAAACAAUAUUCCAAACAUGUACAAGUUGGAAUGGAACGAUGAGCUGGCAAGAGUGGUGGUUGGUUAUGGGGACUACAAGCCAAACUUUCGUUAUGUGCCGGCUGGAAGGAACAAAGACGCCAUGAGAUUCGAUAAUUGGGCCGAAUCAUUGGAAUGGGCUUAUUCAAAGAAAAGUGACGUUGACGAAGUUGAAGAGAUACAAGAACUAUCGAGAAUGGAAGAGUCCAGCCCACUACUGGUCCUUGAGAGGUUUACCUCGAGUAUUAGAGGAAUCGGGUGUUAUCCUUUACCUACCAACUAUACGACUUCAAACUUCCACAACGUAUAUUCUUCCAUAUGCCUAAUUGGACCGAAUGCUACUCAUGGAUACGUAGAACUUCUCGCUAAGUUGAAUUACGAGAGAAGAGAGUUCGCAAAAGCGAUGAACAUUUCAAAUAUGUACAAACUGAAAUGGAGUGAAUCACUGGCGGAAACUGGAAAGAACAUGCCGAAAGAGUGGAGAGGACUCCAGCCUAAUUAUCGAUAUUUCUUCGUUGGGAGAAAUAAAGAUGCUAUGGACUUGGAUAACAAACUAUUCAAUUGGACUGAAUAUUAUAUGAUGAACGAUUCGCCCGCAUUCACAAAAUGGUCUGAGAAGAAUGAAAACUAUACUGUUUUCCGGUUUGAACCACUGCUCCCUCUGCAAACUAGAAUUGGAUGUGCUUCUGUUCAUAAGCAAAUGUCAUACCGAGGUUAUAGAAGACAGUUGUAUGCUGAGUACUCAUCUCAAUGUUUGAUCGGACCACAACGAUCAUUCCAUACGGUGAAAUAUGGUCCACCUGGUUCCGAUUGUGGAGAUGAUGAUGUGGAAGAUGGACUGUGUGUCUCGAAACUUGAUGGAGAUAUUGAAGCAUUUGGAUCUCCUCCGCCGUCUCUCGGAGAAACCGUUCAUGAGGAAACUACUCCAUCGGAUGAUGAUGAUGACAUGGAAGUUAACUGGAAGAGAUUGUAA
Caenorhabditis remanei is the source of this 1110-nucleotide messenger RNA. RefSeq lists its product as uncharacterized. The record is from RefSeq and is a predicted model, not a curated record. The transcript is spliced from 5 exons. The coding region runs from base 1 to 1110 and encodes 369 amino acids. Lineage: Eukaryota; Metazoa; Nematoda; Chromadorea; Rhabditida; Rhabditidae.